This is a messenger RNA of Theobroma cacao (cacao), 886 nucleotides long. RefSeq lists its product as uncharacterized. The record is from RefSeq and is a predicted model, not a curated record. NCBI's taxonomy places the organism in Eukaryota, Viridiplantae, Streptophyta, Magnoliopsida, Malvales, Malvaceae.
CCCUUAGAACUUCACUUCACAAUUUCACAAAUGCAUCAGAGAGUCAGUAGGCAACUACAUUUUUUUUUCCCUUUCUGACAUAUCCCCCAGGACAAGUUUCUGGCGCUGUUGAUCCAUUUAGAGAGCGGUUUUUGAUUUCUGGAAGUGAAAAGAAAUCAUGGGGAAUUGCUUGAAGACAUCCAGAUCAAGGCAGCUGGUGGAAGAAGAGGAAAUAGAAGAGCAGCUAGGAGAGAUUCGUGAAGCAACGGGGUUUCAGAAGGGAAAUGAUGGUAUUGGGAAAGGGAGCAUAAAAGUGAAGAUAGUGCUUACAAAGGAGGAGCUAGAGUUGUUUCUGCUGAAGCUGAAGAACAACAAUGGAGGGAAGAGCUUCGAGGAUCUUUUGGCGGAAAUGGAGAAAGCGAGGUCGGGAAAAGCAGAUUCUUGGAGACCUUCAUUGGAGAGUAUCAUGGAGGUCGACGACCCUGAAGAGCUUGAAAUGGACAGAUCAUGAUGAAGCUUCAAUCCUUCUUCUUACUUUUACCCCUUGUGGUUUUUGUAAACUACUACAUCAUCUUCUUCUCCUCUUUGAGGUUUUUGAUUCCAGAACCUCUUUUUACUUGGGUAACUCGACGUACGGCAGGAUCAGAAUCUUUCCUUGUUUUUUUUUCUGGUCCUUUCCCUCUGGUGAUGAACCAAGUUCCAAAUGUUUCUCUCCCUUACUUAGCUAGGAGUUUUUGAUACAUAUAUAGACUGAACUUUCUCCCUUUACCAUAUAAACUCAGAUCUUUUAUUCAAGCUUUCCGAAGUUAAGUAUGGAUCUAUCCAUAUGUACUUGAGCGGUUGAUAGAUUUUAAUGUUGAAUAUAGAUACAGUUACUUUAAGUAAAACUCCUGAUAUUUCAUUUUUA